AUGCCAACUGGACCCACACCCGGUCAUACUUCUCUUCCGGUGACAAGUCAGGGUGCUUCCAACACGAAAAUAGAAAUCUCCCUGUCUCCUGGAGAGGAACGCGGAAUUUGGCAAGGCGCCCGCCUGGCCGCCUGGCAUCCCGAGCUGGCCGCCAGCUCUCGGGGGUGGGGACGGGGUGUGUCCCGGGGAACCCGCUGCCUUGAGAACUGCUGGCGCAGCUUUCGAUCAGCCAGUGAGGUCCAGGGCCACUCCGAGAGGCCGGAGGAGACUCCAGGCAGCCUAGAGCUGACGGCCCCAGGCUGCGUCCAAUUUCCGGGGGGAGGGGACACCGAUUUUGUACCUGGGCUCACGUGGAGCCCCCUCCAGGGUCGACGUGGAGGGCUCGGUCGUUGGGCUGCGGCUGCCGGGCCAGGGAACCGGCCUGCUGGGCUGUCCUGCCUCUUGGGCUCGGACUCGGGAUUCCGGGAGGCCCUUCGCUGCUCUGCCGCCCAGCCACGUCCCCCUACCUUUUCGCUCACUUUCCCGCCCGGCUUCUCCCCUCCCCCCGCAUCCCUGUGCCCUCGCUCCCCUCCGCGACGCUUCGCCCGAGUAAGAAAUCAGCGGCGUGCAAUUGUAACUGUACUCAAGGAGACACAAUCGCGGGAGCUCUCGGGGUCGCGCGCGGCGGAGAGGCGCUGCGGAUGGCGCCCCAGAGGCGUCCCCACCCCCUCCGGGGACUGCGGCCCGGGAGCUGCAAGGCCGGCGGCGCACCGCGACGCGGACGGAACAGCGGGGCAGCAGCGCCUCCUGCAGGUGCCGUGCGCCUCCGCAGCCGCCGCGCCGCGCCGGCUCUUAAGGUGGAACCGGCCUCCUUUCCCACCCGCGCGUUCGGCUCUUCCGCAGCAGUGCUUCCACCCGCCGCAAGCCUCGCGCGAGAAGCUGGCCAGGCCACCCCGAACUGUCGGAGUCUGCUGGUUCCUGCUACUCCUUCCCUGAUCCCUUGGUCUCACUACCUGCAGGUCUUCGUCCGUGGAUGCCCAGUGAAAACCGCAAAGCUGUCGCCUAGCCGGCCACUUUUUAAUUGGGAGGCAAACAGACGAAAAGCCAAACAAACGCUCUGGAGCUGACUCUCUUUCUUGGUGUUUUUCCUUCUCAACGAGAAGCCCGCUCUCUGGUGAAGAGGGAAACGGAUCUGCAUGUUCGCUCCUUUUGGGGUCUGGACUGGCGGCGUCCCCAGCGCGUGGGGCGGCCUGGACUGAGCCCGCUCACCACCCUCUUCCCGCGACUCGUGGGUUUUCACGCGCACCCCGUCUCUUCACGGGUCACACCGAGGCCACACGCACCGUGCAAGCUCCAUCCCGCGCUUUUUCGCUCGGGCUCAAGGGUCUGUGCUUGGGUAUUGGGAGCUCUGAGUGCUUUAAAUCGUUCCCAGACUCAGGUUCCCGCGCAGCCAGGGGCGGGAGGGGUAUGGGUUUGGGCCGCCAGGCCGGGAGCUCGGAGAUCCCCCCAAGCCGACCACAAGAAGCACUUGCAGACGCUCAGUUGUCUUUGGGGACACACUGCGCGGCGCUGGAGCAAACUCUCAGCCUACCGCUAGCUGUGUGUGUGUGUGUGUGUGUGUGUGUGUGUGUGUGCGUGCGCGUGUGUGCGCGCGCGCUCCCGCGCCCGCGCGCGCUCAGUCCCUAGGGAAACCCUCCAGAGAAAACGAAGAGCAGA
Molecule: messenger RNA, 1695 nt
Organism: Phacochoerus africanus (Common warthog)
Lineage: Eukaryota; Metazoa; Chordata; Mammalia; Artiodactyla; Suidae
Exons: 5
Coding region: 1-975 (324 amino acids)
Source: RefSeq, a predicted model, not a curated record